UUGUACUUUAAAAUAUGCCCAGUGCAGACGAGCGCCUUAUUGUCACUCAUUGAGGUUUGGGAGAACGCCAAACGAGCUCAACCUGCUUCAUUGUAGCCCACCAUGCCCACCAAGAAUAACCCCGAGGCCCGCAUCGGUCGUUUCAAGAACAAGGGGAAGGACCUGACCAAACUUCGAGAAAAGAGGUUAUCGGAAUGUGUGGAGUUGCGCAAAACUCAAAAGAAUGAGCGCUUGAUGAAGAGAAGACACAUAACGUUGUCCUCUCUUCCCGACGAUGAUGCGCUUUCUCCGACAACUAUCUCCGAUGACAAGGUUCGCACUUUAAGCAUCGAGGAAAUUCUUAACGAUGUCAACUCUAACUGCAAGGAUGCUCAAAUUCGUGGAUGCCAGGCUGCUAGAAAACUACUUUCCCAAGAGUGUAACCCUCCACUGCAAGAGAUCAUAGACGCUGGUCUCCUUACCCGCUUUGUGCUCUUCCUGAGUAUGGAGGAUGAGCCCAAUCUGCAGUUUGAGGCCGCUUGGGCGCUGACCAACAUCGCCUCUGGAACAUCUUGGCAUACAAAGCAGGUGGUAGAUCAUGGCACUGUACCCUGCUUCAUUUCUCUGUUGGCGUCGCCACAUUUGCACAUCAGUGAACAAGCUGUAUGGGCCCUUGGGAACAUUGCAGGUGAUGGUCCAAAUUAUAGAGAUUUCCUCAUUGAAUGUAACGUGAUCCCUGCCUUACUGGCACGGGUCUCUCCAGAAACCCCUGUUGGUUAUCUACGCAACCUUACAUGGACAUUGUCAAACUUGUGCAGGAAUAAAAACCCAUUUCCACCCUUGUCUGCGGUCCAACAGGUCCUUCCUACACUGAUCCAGUUUCUCCACCUUGGAGACAAGGACAUCUUGUCAGAUGCAUGCUGGGCAAUCUCCUACCUGACAGACGGUAACAAUGAUCGUAUUGCUAUUGUGGUCAGAACAGGUAUAGUCCACCGGCUAGUGGAGCUCAUGGGCCACAAGGAGCUGAGUGUCAUGACGCCUGCCCUUCGUGCCAUCGGGAACAUAGUGAGUGGCUCAGAUCUGCAGACGCAGGCUGCUAUCGAUGCUGGUGUUCUUGACGUACUUCCUCGCCUCAUGAGCCACCCGAAGGCCAAUAUCCAGAAGGAAGCGGCAUGGGCCUUAUCAAACAUUGCAGCUGGGCCAUGUGCGCAAAUCCAACAGCUCCUCACAUGUGGCCUACUCCCACCUUUGGUAGAACUACUUAGAAAUGGAGAUUUCAAGACUCAAAGGGAGGCAGUGUGGGCAGUGACAAACUUCACCAGUGGGGGCACUGUGGAGCAGGUGGUUCAAUUGGUGCAUAGUGGGGCACUUGAGGCAAUAAUCAACCUUCUGCAAGUAAAAGAUGCCAAAAUCAUUCUGGUCAUACUAGAUGCCAUCAACAACAUUUUUAUGGCCGCAGAGAAGCUCGGUGAGACUGAGAAACUCGGCCUGCUAAUUGAAGAGCUGGGAGGACUUGAUCGUAUUGAAAGUCUCCAGAACCAUGAAAACGAGAUGGUGUACCAGGCAGCACAUAACAUCAUGGAAAAGUAUUUUGUCGACGGUGAGAUGGAGGGGAUAAAGGUCGAUGCCCCAAGGACAGAAGAUCCUUUUGUAUUCCAGAGCCCUGAUACCGUCAAAAGAUUUGAAUUUUAGACUACUGGAAUGUUCUACGAGAUGAG
Molecule: messenger RNA, 1697 nt
Organism: Hippocampus zosterae (dwarf seahorse)
Lineage: Eukaryota; Metazoa; Chordata; Actinopteri; Syngnathiformes; Syngnathidae
Gene: kpna7
Product: karyopherin alpha 7 (importin alpha 8)
Exons: 12
Coding region: 103-1671 (522 amino acids)
Biological process (GO): NLS-bearing protein import into nucleus
Cellular component (GO): nucleus; cytoplasm
Molecular function (GO): nuclear import signal receptor activity; protein binding
Source: RefSeq, a predicted model, not a curated record